ACUGAAAGCAAUUUUCAGAAAAUAUAAAUCUAUUUUUAGUCUGUUACCGGUUACACGUCAUGCCAGGAUAUUUGUUCCUUGUGUAUGUGUUUUCAUGUUUGUCGAUAACAUCGGCAGAUCUUUAUCAUGGACCUGAGACGGUAGAAUCUCAUAAAGUAGACAAAGAUGACUUUGUUGGAAGACAUCAUGGAGAAACUCUGUCAAAGUUUAUAACCAGAAUUGUCGAUCCGAAAAAGGAUUACUUGUUAACAUUAGGGAGGACCAUAGACAAAGUGGCUGAUUUGAUGAGAAGUAAGCUGGUACCCCACAAAGUAGCCGCAACAAUCAAGGGUGGAUCUCUUGGAAAGGGUACUGCAGUAAAACAGAUGGCUGACGCAGACCUACUUUUCCCAUUAGGAGGUAUUGGUUCUGUAAAAGAACUUAGUGCAAAAUUACCGGAAAUCCUCAAAACAUUACAAUCAGCUUUAGACCGUUCAGAACACAAAGUCACUUCUAUAAAGAAAACUCCAUUUACCAUACAGUUCCAGAUUUCAAUUGAUGGAGUUCUGCAAGAUGUUGAUCUCCUGCCAAUAGUAGAUCUAGGAAUACAGCAUCUCACAAAGGAGAAUCUUAAACCAAUAUACACAGAAAUGAAAAAGCACGAAAAUCUGCGAGAUUACUACAUGAAAUGUUUGUCCUUUCUGCAAGUGAACUUUGUCAAACAACAGCCACCAAAAGUCAAAUCUGUAAUACGAUUGCUUAAAUACUGGAUCAAGACAAAACAGCACAAACUUAAAUCCUACGGAGCAGAGCUGUUAGUGAUAAAGGCUUAUGAGGACCUUGGAUCUCCGUCAUCUGUCAGGGAAGAAGAUAUGGCCAUCAAAGUGUUCGAAAAACUAACAGAUCUUAAGUCACUCAAAGUGUCAUGGACAAAAUAUUUUGAUCCAAAGAAUUUUAAUGUUCCGUCUGCACCUUAUAUAUUGGAUCCUGCCUGUCCCUAUCACAAUCUGAUUCGCCAAAAAUCGGGAGGUAUUGAUGACAAAUACGUCUAUCUUGAACGAGAUGCAAAGAAAAUACUCAAAGUAUUAAAGGACCAAGAUUAUAGAUCUAAACGUGGUGAACUUUAACCUUUUGAUAAUGUUAUUCACGUCAUGAUUAUCAUUAUUAUGCUUUUAAUUCAAAUGUUGACGUUAAAACAUAGUUAACGUAUCGCAAACUUUCAUUCACGUUUUAUUGCAGCAUUGUUAUUAGUAUAUAUAUAAUCACAAAAUGUCAUAUUUGAUGUUCAAAAUAUUGUCUCAUGUUGUUUCUCUAACAAUUUAAGAACAUAUACCAGCUUCGUUCAAAUUUGUCAAUAAACAAGUGCUUUGAUUUGUUA
This is a messenger RNA of Mytilus californianus (California mussel), 1357 nucleotides long. RefSeq names its product 2'-5'-oligoadenylate synthase 1A-like. Gene Ontology annotation, cellular component: membrane; nucleoplasm; cytosol. The transcript is spliced from 7 exons. The record is from RefSeq and is a predicted model, not a curated record. Gene Ontology annotation, molecular function: 2'-5'-oligoadenylate synthetase activity; double-stranded RNA binding. Gene Ontology annotation, biological process: regulation of ribonuclease activity. The coding region runs from base 60 to 1106 and encodes 348 amino acids. Lineage: Eukaryota; Metazoa; Mollusca; Bivalvia; Mytilida; Mytilidae.